Messenger RNA from Phascolarctos cinereus (koala), 2549 nucleotides. NCBI's taxonomy places the organism in Eukaryota, Metazoa, Chordata, Mammalia, Diprotodontia, Phascolarctidae. The record is from RefSeq and is a predicted model, not a curated record.
AGUUGGACAUUAUCUCGGUUCCUUCACAUUUGUAUGAAUAUUUUAAAUACUUUUUUUCUCAAACUCUGGACAGAAUACAAAGUGAGCAUAAGGUCCGUAUCAAAGGUACUGUGUCAUAUCCUACAGGCAAUGUGUGUUUAGAUUUUGAGACAAGUAAGUCAGCGAACAGGAAAGCAGCUCAAGAAGCUUUUACCAGAGCAUUUCAGAAGGAAAUAAAGAAUGUGACCCAUAGGGAUCUUCAUUUUGCAGAUAAUAAACUGGCAUUUGAAGUCCAAAAAACACUGACUGACAUGUUUAAGAACCUUCGUAUUAAAGCUGAAGGAAAAGUCUUAAUUCUCUGGGGAAAUCCACAGGAUAUCUUAGGAGUUCAACAUUUCAUUGAAGCAAACUUCUCUCGCAAACCACCUCUGGAAAUGGUGCUUUCCGAAAACACGAUGCAGAAUGAAAUUGAGGUUGAUACCGAUCACUUGCGUCUUCUGCGCCAUGAAAUCAAAGAAAUAGAGAAAACAUAUGACACUGUCAUGGAGCUGGUGAACAAACCGCUAAGUCGGAAGACUCUCAUUGUAUUUAAGCCAAAACGCAAAGACGUAGACCUCUCUGCACAUGCUUAUGAAGAUUUCAUUGAGCUGUUUCAGAUGCUCUUACCUGAAGUUGUCAGAGAGGUAGUUAUAUUGAAGCCAUUAAGCCAAGAGAAAAAGCGUUGGCCUGAAAAGACAUUUUUUGAAGACUUUGAAAGAAAGCACCCCCAUGUAAACUUGGAGUGGUAUGAACAAGAACUGACAUUGACUGGUUUGCCCAAGUACAUUGCAAAAGCAAUGAAAUUUGUUAAGAGACAUUUUAGUAUUGAAGGUCUUCCUCAGGAAAGACAAGGUCCACCUCUCUCCCUUGGAGAAAUUUGGUAUAGAGAUCCCAAAUCCCCACUGGACAGAAAUGGUGCUGAUUUAAAGAUGGCUUCAACUCCCUUCAAGGGAUUGCCUGGCUGUGGGGACUUAGGAAAAGAGGAGGAGGAACAAGAGGAUGAGUGUGCCAUCUGUCUGGACACCAUUCACCACAAAGAAGUCCUCUCAAAGUGCAAGCAUAAGUUCUGUGGCCCUUGUAUCAGAGAGGCCAUGAAACACAGACCAGCGUGCCCUGUAUGCCAGACUUCCUAUCAUAUCCUGAAGGGGAAUCAGCCAGAUGGAACAAUGACAACCUCUUACAGGACUUCUUCACUUCCCGGUUACAAUUCAUGUGGCACCAUUGUGAUUCAGUAUGACAUGCGGGGAGGGAUUCAGACAGAAGACCAUCCCAACCCAGGAAGACGCUAUGAAGGCACAAGACGGGUGGCGUACUUGCCCAAUAAUGACGAAGGACGGCAGGUUUUGCUUCUCCUCAGAAGAGCUUUUGACCAAAGGUUGAUUUUCACAGUAGGACAGUCUCGGACGUCAGGAGUCAAUGAUGUGAUCACUUGGAAUGAUAUUCACCACAAAACUCUCCAGUUUGGUGGGCCAGAAAACUUUGGUUACCCUGAUCCUGGCUAUCUGCAACGAGUCAAGCAGGAACUGAAGGCAAAAGGAAUUGAGUAAACGUGUUGACUUCAAGGAUUCCUUGAGAGCUGAACUCAUAAAAGUUGCAGCCAUGGAAAGCAAUCAAAGCAAUCAUUAAAAUAUAUAUGCGUGUAGGCACCAUCUAGAAAAAAAUAAAAGAACUUGAGAAGAGCUUAAUUUGUUUGGGGUUGAAUCAGAUGAACUGUGAUCUGCUAACCUAUCUAAUUUUUUGGAGCUUUUAACUUUUUAUUAGACGUACUUAGAGCCUGGUAGGGAAGUAAAAGUUCCUCUAGUGAGAACCCAGAGUGUAUCUCUCAGUGCUUUCCUGCCUGUCUCCAUUUUGCUGUCACCAGGGACACUGGAGUUAAGGAAUCUUCCAUUGUACCACUUACACAAGGUGAUGACUGACCUUCAGGUCCAUUCACAUUAUUUGUGGAAAGCUGUUGGUAGCCUCAGAAUUUACCAGAGCUAGCUCCCUUGUAACUGGAAUGGUAGCCAGAACAUUAAAAAGACUAGAAGACAUCUUGAAGAAGCUUAUUCUCCAAAUAUAAGAGUUCUUCACUUCAGAAAGAAACUAUCCAUCCUUGGGGCUCUGGCAAAUUUAAUGUAAAUUUAUAAGUGGGGAAAGAUAAUUCUGUCUUCAAUCAAGUCCAGUGACUUCCAAUCACUUUCAGGAACAGAUAGAAAAGCCUCAGAGCCCUUCAUAGCCUUACCCCUCCCUUUAUUCCCCCACUAUGUACUGUGAGAUUCAGUGAUACUGGCCUUCCUGAUGUUCCUUGCACAAGAAACUCCAUCUGUCUCGAUUGCGCAUUUUCACUGGAAAUCCACCAUGCCUGGAAUUCUUUUCCUCCACAUUUCCACCCACUGGCUUCCCUGACUUCUUCUAAAUACCACCUUCUACAUGAAGCCUUUCGCAAACCCCUUAAUAGUGAUGGUUUUCCUAUUUGGAUUAUCUCCAUUUUGUCCUGUAUGUAACUUGUGUGUACAUAGUUGUUUGCAUAUUGUCUUCCUCAUUAGACUACA